Molecule: messenger RNA, 2934 nt
Organism: Pollicipes pollicipes
Lineage: Eukaryota; Metazoa; Arthropoda; Thecostraca; Pollicipedomorpha; Pollicipedidae
Gene: mor
Product: SWI/SNF- related protein mor
Exons: 17
Coding region: 10-2934 (974 amino acids)
Biological process (GO): cell projection morphogenesis
Cellular component (GO): synapse
Molecular function (GO): protein binding
Source: RefSeq, a predicted model, not a curated record
GCUGACAAGAUGGCGUACGCUCCAAAAAAUGAUGGUCGUCCGAAUUCGAAGUUCUACGAAUCUCCAGAAGUCCUUGCACUGUUUGAGGGUGUGAAAUCGUGGCUCUUAAAGAAUUCAAAGAAGCACGUCGCAGCAGAUCCUCCAACAGCGAAGAGUCUAGUCCAGCUUGUUGUUCAACUGAUACAGUUUCAAGAGGACAACUUCGGAAAGGAUGCUGACAAACCCGCUAGAACACGGCUUCCAGCACGGUGUUUUGUGGACUUCGAACCAGGCAAUGGUUUAUGUCAAAUUCUGGCAGCAGUAUAUAAGUUUAAGACGGACCAUGCCCUACGAAGGUUUGAUCUCCAGUCGCCGUCCAAGAUGGACCGCCACAUCGAGCUGUUCCAAGCGAUCGAGAAGACGCUGGUGGCCGCCGGCCAGUUGGUCAUCCCCAGCGUGUUCAUCGCGCACGAGGUGGACAAGACGGAGCGCGACAAGCUGAAGGAGACGGUGCGCGCGCACGGCGGCACCAUCGCCGAGUCCCGCGACAAGGCCACGCACGUGGUGUACCCGACGCAGGACCCGCUGGAGGAAGAGUACGCCCGACCGCUGUUCAAGCGCGACAAGUACACCAUGCUGCACUGGUACUACUUCCCCGACUCGUACGACACGUGGGUCACAGGUCUUGAAUUGGACGACAACGUACCCGAGUCGCCCGAAUUCGAUGCCGAGAAGCAGUGGCGAGUCACCCUGAACUGGGUCCAGGACCUGGACGAGUACAACGAGUGGAUGAAUGAGGAAGACUACGAGGUCGACGAGACGGGCAAGAAGAACAAACACGAGAUGUGUUUGUCCGUCGACGACCUGGACGCCAUGGCCGCCGGCGAGUCGGAGAAGGCCAAAAAGUCCUCCAAAAAGCGGAAACGCUCGCCGUCUCCGGUGGCCUCCAAAUCCAAGUCCCGAAAGACUCCCGGCCCGAAGCCCAAGAGCAAGCGGUCCAAGAACGACGACGAGGAGGACCUGACGAAGGACAUGGAGGAUCCGCCGGCCGAGACCAGCAUUGCCGAGGUGGCGCUCCCCAAAGGCUCCAGCAAGAAAGAUGGCGACAACCAGCCGGUGAAGGGCGGCACGCUGGUGGACCUGGAUGAGGAGGCCAAUCAGGAGGAGCCCAGCAAGGCGGCCGACGAGAAGAAGGACGAGAUGGAGGACAACGCUACUGAGCAGACGCACAAUAUCAUCGUGCCCAGCUACUCGGCUUGGUUCGACUACAACGCCAUCCACGGCAUCGAGAAGCGCGCCAUGCCCGAGUUCUUCAACGACAAGAACAAGAGCAAGACACCAGAGACCUACUUGGCCUACAGGAACUUCAUGAUCGACACAUACAGACUGAACCCCACGGAGUACAUGACGAGCACGGCUGCCCGGCGGAACCUGGCCGGCGAUGUUUGCGCCAUCAUGCGGGUGCACGCCUUCCUGGAGCAGUGGGGCCUCAUCAACUACCAGGUGGAUAGCGACAGCCGGCCCAUGUCGAUGGGGCCGCCGCCCACCUCGCACUUCCACGUGCUGUCGGACACGCCCACCGGCCUGCAGCCCAUCAACCCGCCGCGCACCGGGCAGCCGUCGGCCGCCAAGCAGUUGUGCGACUUCGACAAGAAGCCCGACGGCGAGGCGGCCGGCGCCGGCGCCCGCGCCGACGCCAAGGACAUCACAGACAACUUCGGCCUCAAGCUCGAUCAGUACGCCAAGAAGUCCGGCCUGAUGCGGAACAAGCAGGCAGCGAACCUGGCGCGGGACUGGACCGAGCAGGAGACGCUGCUGCUGCUCGAGGCGCUCGAGCUGUACAAGGACGACUGGAACAAGGUGUGUGAGCACGUGGGCACGCGCACGCAGGACGAGUGUAUCCUGUACUUCCUGCGGCUGCCCAUCGAGGACCCCUACCUGGAGGAUCCCACCUGGGGCGAGGGGGCCAUCGGACCGCUGGCGUACCAGCCGAUCCCGUUCAGCAAGUCAGGCAACCCGAUCAUGUCGACGGUGGCCUUCCUGGCCAGCACGGUGGACCCGCGCGUGGCCGCCUCCGCCGCCAAGGCAGCCAUGGAGGAGUUCGCGCGCAUCAAGGAGGAGGUGCCGUCGGCGCUGCUCGACCAGCACGUCAAGAACGUGGCGCGAGCUAUCGCCGAGGGCAAGGAACCCCAGGCGGCGCUGGAGAAGAGCGGGAUCGCCGGCACCGUGCCCGAGAAGGAGGACGAGGAGCGGAAGGCGACCGACAAGAAGGAGCCGUCCGCCGGCGGCGAGGGCGGCGACAAGCCGGACGGCGACGAGGCCGCUGAGAAGCGCGACGGCGACGCAGCCAAGGAGGCGGCCGGCGCCGAGGAGAAAGAAGCGGCCGGCGCAGGCGGUGACCAGCCGGCGCCCGCCGCCGCCGCCGCCGCCGCCGGUGGCGAGCCGGUCAAGGAGGAGCCGGCCGAGCCGGCCACGCCCGAGGAGGUGGCGCGCGUGGAGACGGAACGCGACCGGCUGGUGAAGGACGCUAGCCUGCAGACGGCCGCGUCGGCCGCACUCAGCGCCGCCGCCAUCAAGGCCAAGCACCUGGCCGCGGUCGAGGAGCGUAAGAUCAAGUCGCUGGUGGCACAGCUGGUCGAGACGCAGAUGAAGAAGCUGGAGAUCAAGCUGCGCCACUUCGAGGAGCUGGAGACGACGAUGGACAAGGAGCGCGAGACGCUCGAGUACCAGCGCCAGCAGCUGCUGCAGGAGCGCCAGCAGUUCCACAUGGAGCAGCUGCGUGCCGCCGAGUUCCGCGCGCGCCAGCAGGCGCAGGCAGUGCUGGCGCAGGGCGGCGCGCCAGCCGCCGUGCGGCACGCCCACUACCCGAAGCACCGCUGGUCGGCCGGGCCACCUCAGUCAAAGACCCGGACCCGUCCCGGCCGUCCGGGUGUGAUGACCUCCGACCCCACCUGA